Molecule: messenger RNA, 933 nt
Organism: Cordyceps fumosorosea ARSEF 2679
Lineage: Eukaryota; Fungi; Ascomycota; Sordariomycetes; Hypocreales; Cordycipitaceae
Exons: 1
Coding region: 1-933 (310 amino acids)
Source: RefSeq, a predicted model, not a curated record
AUGCAGCAGCAACACCAGCAGUCGUCCGCCCCGAAUCCGCGCCGCCGGACGUCACGGACGCACUGCCUCCUCGCACCACGCCCAUACGAGGAGAUCUACCACGAGCAGGCCUACCUGUCCGCGCACCUACAGCAGAAGAUGCAGCGCGUCGAGGGCCUCAUUCGCGAGUACUCGGCGGCGCAGGCGCAGCUGAGCCUCGGCGCCGAGGGCAAGACGCGCCGCCGGCUACGCAAGCUCCUCAACCUGCUGCGAUGCAAGCUCGAAGAGGCCUCGGAGCAGGAGCGUGCGAUCUUCGGCCGGCUCGGCGAGCUGUACAUGGAGCAGAGUAGCAGGGAUACGUGGGAGCGAGCGCGUGCGGCGGCCACAGCACCGGUGGUGCUGGUGGCUCCGUCAACACCGACGCCGGAAAACGACGAUGAUAACGUGUCAGUCCAGAAGCCCGAGAUAGAGGAGGAAGAGGAGGGGGAGGGUACUGCCGCGCCGGUGACGCCGUGCCCGAGCUUCACCCUGUCCGAGUGCAGCGUGGCGAGCUCGCCCGUACCCGUGCCGCCCGUGUACACCGCGGACCCCGGGCGGGCGGGCUACCAGGCGGUCGCGCGGUGCGUGACGGCAGAUUAUCUUGAGAGCAUGCCGGAGGAGAAUAUGGAAGACACGGCUGCGGCCAAGACGCCGACGGCGCCGCAGCACGCAGCCAAGGAGGAUGACGAGCUGAGGCUUUGUACGCGGCAAAGCAGCAGCAGCAUGCCCGAGGUCGGGAGCCUCGAGCACUAUUACGUGCAGCGCGAGGCGAUGUCGCAAGACCACGGCAGCGGUAACGACGGCGAGGAGGGCUGCGCGAGCAGCGGCGACGAGGGAGGCGGUAGGACGGCGGUGAAGCUACGCUCCUGUAGGCACAGCAUGCCAGUGAUGCAGUUUACGUGGCCCGAGGUAUGA